Cryptomeria japonica (Japanese cedar) is the source of this 1506-nucleotide messenger RNA. RefSeq names its product cytochrome P450 750A1-like. Lineage: Eukaryota; Viridiplantae; Streptophyta; Pinopsida; Cupressales; Cupressaceae. The record is from RefSeq and is a predicted model, not a curated record. Bases 1 to 1506 code for a protein of 501 amino acids. Gene Ontology annotation, molecular function: iron ion binding; monooxygenase activity; heme binding. The transcript has 2 exons.
AUGGCAUCGUUGCAUGAUUGUUCAGUACGUGCAGUGGCAAGCGUAGUGGUGGGUAUGAUCAUCAUCUUCAUGUGGGUUAUAUUUAGAGAUUUCAAGACAAAGAAAUCGAUCCUCCCACCAGGGCCUCGUCCAUUGCCUAUAGUGGGAAAUCUUUUCCAGUUGGGGGAACUCCCACAUCAUUCUCUUACAAAUCUUGCAAAAAAAUAUGGGCCAAUAAUGUACCUACGCUUGGGCUCCUUCCCAACUGUUGUAGUAUCUUCUCCUGCCAUGGCCAAAGAGUUUCUCAAGACUCACGAUUUGGUUUUUGCCAACAGACCCAAAUCCUCUUCUGCCAAAUACAUGGGCUACAAUGGAGGCGACAUAUUUUUUUCCAAUUAUGGAGAACAUUGGAGGCAAAUGAGAAAGCUAUGUACUUUGGAGUUAUUCACUGCAAAAAGAAUGGAGUCUUACAGAGGUCUUAGAGAAGAAGAGGUGGCCGCCAUGAUUGGAUCUAUUGCCAUGAAAAGUAGAGUGGAUUUGAGGCAGAGGCUCACCGUGCUUAAGCAAAAUAUUAUCUGCAGAAUAAUGGCGGGCAGAAGGUUUUCGGAAGAUGAAAUGUGUGGAGGGCAGAGUUUUACAGAAAUGGUGAGAGAGAGGUUCGCACUGGGUGGUUCAUUUUGCAUUGGGGAUUUUAUUCCUUUCCUUGACUGGUUCGAUUUCGGAGGUUUUCAUCGUCGCAUGAAACGAAUUCACGCCGUGUUUGAUGAUUUUGCAGUCAAAGUAAUCGACGAUCAUAUUCUUCGUAGGAGGAGUGUGAAUGUCGACGGGCAUGAGCGUGUGAAAGACUUGGUCGACGUGCUUCUCGACAUGGCGGAGUUCGAUCCCUCAAUCACAACGCUCUACAUUAAAUCAAUAAUGCUGGAUAUGAUCACUGCUGCUAUGGAAACAUCAUCCACAACAAUAGAAUGGGCGGUGAGUGAGCUGUUGAGAAAUCCUUCCAUACUCACUCGAGCACAAGAAGAAAUUGAAGGUGUUGCAGGAAAACGUCGCCUCUUAAAUGAGAGUGAUGUGGCAAGCUUAGUUUAUUUGAGAUGUAUAGUGAAAGAAACUUUUAGAUUGCAUCCAGCAGGACCAUUGUUGGCUCCUCAUGAAUCUAGUGAAGCCUGCAAUGUGGGAGGAUACAACAUUCCAAAGGGAACAAGGCUCAUUGUAAAUGUAUGGGCAAUAGGAAGGGAUGAGACUGUUUGGAAAGAUGCACAAACAUUCAAGCCUGAGAGAUUCAUUGGCAAGAAUAUUGAUGUGAGGGGUCAACACUAUGAAUUGCUUCCUUUUGGAUCAGGAAGAAGAGCUUGCCCAGCUAUUUCCAUGGGGUUUUCCAUGGUAGAAUUUGUGCUUGCUCAACUACUUCAUUGCUUUGAUUGGAGUGAGCAAUCUGAGCUGAAUAUGGAUGAAGCUUUUGGAUUGACUACGCCUCGCAAAUUUCCUCUCUUUGCCCAUGCCAAAUGGAAGUUGUCCAUCUCUCCUUGA